Messenger RNA from Hordeum vulgare subsp. vulgare (domesticated barley), 1468 nucleotides. RefSeq names its product NAC domain-containing protein 71-like. The record is from RefSeq and is a predicted model, not a curated record. Gene Ontology annotation, biological process: regulation of DNA-templated transcription. The transcript is spliced from 6 exons. Gene Ontology annotation, molecular function: DNA binding. Bases 1 to 1203 code for a protein of 400 amino acids. NCBI's taxonomy places the organism in Eukaryota, Viridiplantae, Streptophyta, Magnoliopsida, Poales, Poaceae.
AUGGCAGAAGAAGGGGGCGGGGAGGAGGAGCUGGCCGUCGUCGGAGCAGGAGACAUGGAGGGGCAGAUCGUCGUCGCCGGAGCAGCAUACGAGGAGGACGGCGGUCGGGGUGGCGGUGGAGGGGGUGCAGGAGGAGACGAGGGGAUCUUCCGGGGCGACGACCAGUUCAUUCCGCCGCCUGGGUUCCGGUUCAAGCCGAGCGACGAGGAGCUGAUCAGGUACUACCUGCUCCCCAAGCUGCAGGGCCGGGAGUACGUGCCCAACAGGGCCAUCAUCGAGCACAACGUGUACCAGUGCCACCCGGACCAGCUCACCGGCCAAUACAUGGAUCGGGGCGAGGGCAAGAGCUUCUACUUCCUGUCGCCGAGGGUGCGCCGGUACGACAACGGGGACCGGCCGCGGCGGGACACGGACGACGGCCGCGGCCGGUGGAAGGUGUCGACGGGCAAGACGGAAAAGGAGGAGAAGAAGCUGGCCGGCGACGGCACGACCUACUGCUUCAGCGUGCUCAACUACUUCGAGAGCCCCAGAGGCGGCGGACGCAAGUCGGAAUGGCUCAUGAGAGAGCUCACCGUCCCGGGGUACGAGAUCAAGCUCCCCAAGGACGGCGGCCCUGGCGGCAAGACGUUGGAUAGGUACGUGAUGUGCAAGAUUUACAUCAAAGACGACAAAGGUGACGAUGACGAGGAGGCAGGGCCCAGCAGCGCCUCGCCGCUGCGCCUGCACGGGCCGGUGGAGGGCGACAAAUGGGCGACGGCGGAGAUUCCAAAGCUUUCGAAGAAACAGGCGGGCAAGAGGCCGAGGCAGCCAGAGACGGAUGAGAUGCUGGAGCAGCGGGUGCUUCAGCAGAAUCCAGCAGCAGCAACUGGUGAUGCCGUUCACGCAGCAGCAGCAGCAGCAGGCGAUGGCGUUCAUGAUGCGCCAGCAGCAGCAAUGGAGGAUGUCGUUCAUGAUGCACCAGCACCGUACUUGGACGGCUCCAACGCCGAUUACCAUCACCACGCGGGGUCCGUGGCCCCUAACCUCUCCCUUGACGAGGCUGCGCAGCGUUACGAGCGUAGACGGGUGGUGCUCCCGGCGACGAGCGGUGGUUCUCCAGGAGUGGCGGCGACGGUGAAGGCAGAGGGUUCGCCGGUCAGUACGGUGGACUCUGUGGAGGGAAACGAGGAGGGCUGCAACAACAACGGGGGUUGCGGCAACUAGGUCGGGAGGAGUCUGCGGCCGUGAAGGUUUCGCCGGGUGGGGUGACGGCGCCGGCAUCGGCAGAGGGUGAUGGUGAUGGCACCCAGCAUGCAUGAUUCGGCACGGUGAUCGACGCAAGUAUAUGUAUAUGUAUUGCACAAACAAAGCCUUGUUUCUGUUGGUUCAUGCUCCUUUUAGACUGAGCUCAGCUCCAAACUUUUCUUCUGAAUGUUCUACAACGGAUAGACUUUUCCUGAACAUGUAUGUCUUGCUCGCUGAUUUUUUG